This is a messenger RNA of Girardinichthys multiradiatus, 711 nucleotides long. RefSeq names its product peptidylprolyl isomerase (cyclophilin)-like 1 (gene ppil1). NCBI's taxonomy places the organism in Eukaryota, Metazoa, Chordata, Actinopteri, Cyprinodontiformes, Goodeidae. Gene Ontology annotation, biological process: protein peptidyl-prolyl isomerization; protein folding. The record is from RefSeq and is a predicted model, not a curated record. Gene Ontology annotation, cellular component: catalytic step 2 spliceosome. The transcript is spliced from 4 exons. The coding region runs from base 143 to 643 and encodes 166 amino acids. Gene Ontology annotation, molecular function: peptidyl-prolyl cis-trans isomerase activity.
UCGAGGGUAAAAUGAAAGAAGAAGAAACAGAAGUCACACUAGUAUCGUUUUGAAUGAACCCUCACCUUUAACCAUUUGUUCUUUUUUAUCUGACUGGUUUGUUUAAUUUUCCUUCAGCUUCAGCCCGUUGUUUAGCGGUAUAAUGUCCGGGAUACCUCCAGACACAUGGCAGCCGCCCACCGUGGCUUUGGAGACGACGAUGGGGACAGUUGUGGUGGAGCUUUACUGGAACCAUGCACCAAAAACCUGCAAGAACUUCGCAGAGCUGGGCAGAAGAGGCUACUACAACAACACCAAGUUUCACCGGAUCAUCAAAGACUUCAUGGUGCAGGGAGGAGAUCCUACAGGAACAGGUCGAGGCGGUGCCUCCAUAUAUGGUAAACAGUUUGAAGAUGAACUUCACCCGGAGCUGAAAUUCACAGGCGCUGGGAUUCUGGCCAUGGCCAACGCGGGACCAGACACCAACGGAAGUCAGUUCUUCCUCACUCUUGGACCCACUCAGUGGCUGGACGGGAAGCACAGUAUUUUUGGAAGAGUGUGCCAAGGCAUGGGAGUGCUGAACCGUAUCGGGCUGGUGGAAACAAACGGUCAAGACCGUCCAGUCGAUGAUAUUAAAAUAGUUAGAGCCACUGUACCUACUUAGACAAAUGCUUUUAUAUUUGUGUUGUUGUUUUUUUUACUACUUUGUAUAAUAAAUAUUUGAUCUGCUAA